GGCGGGAGGCACCGCGGGGUGCGGGGGGUUGCGCCUGUGUGGUCCCUGGGUGCAUGUGAGCGUCCUCACCGCCCGUGCAUGAGACUGGGUGCACGUAGGGUGCAUCCCCUGGCGCUGCAGGGCUGGGUGUGUGCGGCAUGGCGGGUGUGUGCAGGGGCACCAAGGGCCGAGCAGCACCUGUGCCGGGGACCUGGUGGGGGCUGGAUGGGUGUCUGUGGCUCCCACACCUCAGGAUGGGAGUUUGCUGGCAGGACUCCUUGCCCGACUCAGAGCCGAGGUUGCAGGAUCAACCCAACCACUGUGCCUGUGGGUCUAUUGCAGAGAGGGAAACUGAGGCACAGAACCACCCCGGCAUGGUGGGUAAGGCUGGGUUCCCCCAUUCCCAGUGUGGAUGCUGAACUGGACAGUCUUACCUGGGAUUGGGAGGUGCAGGAGGCAUCACACUGGGUGCCAGUCCCAGUGGGUGUCAUUGCUGCCUGAUGAGAGUGAUGCUCCGUUCAAGGCAGGGCACCCCCCGCCCCCGUGUCCCCUGAGCUGGGAAGGGGGAAGCUGGCGCGUGGCAGAGGUUGGUGCUGAGGGCACUGUGCCCGGUUGUCCCUGGUCAAUGGGCUUGUUGUGCCCGGUGCCUGUGCUGCCGGGUGCCAGCUGGGAUCCCAGUGUCAGUGGAAGCCACAGUGGAGACUCCUCUUCUCCUGGGGAUGCACUUAACUCCUUCUUAGCUGCUUGCCUGGCACAGCAAUGGCCACAUUUGGGGGGGCCAGGCAGGCGGGGGUUGUGGUAAGAGGUUUCUGUGGGUCUUUCCUUUCUCAUGCCGUGGCUGCCAGCACGGCCAGCUGUUCUCCCUGGGGAGCCCACGGGCGGACAGCACUGCUGGGGUGCCAGCCCCACUGGGGAAGGGGAGCGAGGUGCAGAGUGCUGGUGGCACCCCACGGCAGAGCCCCCGUGGGGCCUGGCAGCUGGGCAGCGGAUAUGUUUGCCGAGCCAGAAACUCCCCCCGCAGUGCCCAUCGCCCUGGCAUCAUGCCUGUGGCCUCGGUUGGGGAGCAGAGAGCCGGAUGUCUCCUCUGCCUCCCUCCCUCCCUGCUUCCUGGGGGGGAAACUGAGGCCUGGGAGCGUUUCCGAAGGCCGGGGCGAGUUUCCAUGGUAAUGGGAGCGGGGGUCCAGGCUCCCAGCUGCCGGCGACCGCCGAACAAGGGAGAAAGCGGCACAUUGAUGGGAGCCCGGCCCCUUGGGCGCGCGUCCCAGCCCGGCUGAAAAUAACCCUCCUGGGGAGCGCUGCGGGCAGCCGGCCGGGACCGAGCCCCGCUGCCAGCGGGGGGUCCCCAGGAAGCGGCUCCGGCCGGGGGAGUGACCCCCAGCCCUGCCUGCCGCCACCCCCCCGCCCCGGCCCCGUUGCGUUGGGGAAGGGGAGGGCCGGCCGGCCAGAGGAUCGAGAUCCGGAUGGAAGGAGGGGCAGAGCCACAGCCCGCGUCCGGCCGACGGACAGCCCGAGCCCCCUGCCCGCUCCGGGGGGAUAUAUGGGACGGCCGAGCCCAGGGGGCUUCUCUGUAGCCCGGGUGAAGGGACUGCGGGUGCCCCGGCUGCAGUGAGCGGGCUCCGCCGUGGGACGCCGGCACCGGGGAAGGGACAUCAGCGGUGCCAGGGGCCGGCGGCGGGCAGCCAGGCAGGAUGCGGCGCUUCCAGGCUUUGCACCGAUCUUUCCCUUUCCUCACCCGCUUCCGCCUUUACCGAAGGCUGAGCUGUAGCAUGCAGGCGGAGGAGGGCACGGACUGGCUGCUGGAGCUGCUCACUGAGCUUCAGCUGCAGCAGUACUUCCUGCGCAUCCGGGACGAGCUCAAUGUCACACGCCUCUCCCACUUCGAGUACGUCAAAAAUGAGGAUCUGGAGAAGAUCGGCAUGGGACGCCCUGGCCAGCGGCGGCUGUGGGAAGCAGUGAAGCGGAGGAAAGCCAUGUGCAAGCGGAAAUCCUGGAUGAGCAAGGUGUUCAGCGGGAAGCGCCCAGAGUCGGAGCUGCCACCCCAGCCCCAGAGUACUUUCCGCAAGCCCCCCACACCACCACCCCCCGAAGCUGGGGGCCAACACUCCCUCACCUGCCUUGUGCGGGAGCGGGACCUCUCGAUCUUUGAGAAGCUGGGCGACGGCUCCUUCGGCGUCGUGCGUCGUGGAGAGUGGUGCACACCUGCCGGCAAGACGCUGAAUGUGGCAGUGAAGUGCCUCAAGACAGAUGUGCUGAGCCAGCCAGAGGCACUGGAUGACUUCAUCCGGGAGGUGAAUGCCAUGCACUCCCUGGACCACAGGAACCUCAUCCGCCUGUAUGGUGUGGUGCUCUCCCACCCCAUGAAGAUGGUGACAGAGCUGGCCCCGCUGGGCUCACUCCUGGACCGACUGCGGAAGAACCAGGGCCAUUUCCUCAUCUCCACUCUCUGCCAGUAUGCCAUCCAGGUGGCCAAGGGCAUGGCCUACCUGGAGUCCAAGCGUUUCAUCCACCGUGACCUGGCCGCCCGCAACAUCCUGCUGGCCUCCAAUGACCUCGUCAAGAUCGGGGACUUUGGGCUGAUGCGGGCCCUGCCAAAAAAUGAUGACCACUAUGUGAUGCAGGAGCACCGCAAGGUCCCCUUCGCCUGGUGUGCUCCUGAAAGCCUGAAGACACGCACCUUCUCCCAUGCCAGCGACACCUGGAUGUUCGGAGUGACCCUCUGGGAGAUGUUCACUUAUGGUCAGGAGCCUUGGAUAGGCCUCAACGGCAGCCAGAUCCUGCACAAGAUAGACAAGGAGGGUGAGCGGCUGCCACGGCCUGAGGACUGUCCCCAGGACAUCUACAACGUCAUGCUGCAGUGCUGGGCGCACAAGCCCGAGGACCGACCCACCUUUGUGGCCCUGCGGGACUUCUUGGUGGAGGCCCAGCCCACUGACAUGAGGGCACUGCAGGACUUUGAGGAGCCUGACAAGCUGCACAUCCAGAUGAACGACAUCAUCACAGUCAUCGAGGGCAGGGCCGAGAAUUACUGGUGGCGGGGUCAGAAUAAACGGACCCUAAAAGUGGGCCAAUUUCCCCGAAACACGGUGACCUCGGUGGCAGGGCUGUCAGCCCACGACAUCAGCCAGCCGCUUAAAAACAGCUUCAUCCACACAGGCCAUGGAGACACCAACCCGCAGCACUGCUGGGGGUUUCCCGAUAAAAUUGAUGAGCUGUACCUGGGAAAUCCCAUGGACCCUCCUGACAUAUUAGGUAUGGACCCGAGCGCUGCCAGACCCACACAGCUUCCAGGCAGGACUAAAAGGCAGCCACCUCCACGCCCGCCUCAGCCUACCGUCCUGCUAACCAAACCUUGCUAUGACCCGGUGAGUGAGGAGGAAGAGGGUCUGCCAGGGGGUUUCCGGAAGCUCUGCCUGAAGAAGCCAGGCACAGGGAAGGGUCUGCGACCAGUCAAGCCGUCAGCACGGGUACCAGGCACCAAGGUGGGCGAGCGGCAACCCGGACGGCUGGCAAGUGAGGGGCCAGCGGGCGGCGAGGUGACACUCAUCGACUUUGGGGAGGAAGUGCCCCAAGGUACCCCCUCUCCAGUGGGGGAGCUGACAGCCCCAUCAUUAGCCAAGCUGGCCAUGGAGGCUUUCUCUUUGCUGGACAAGACCCCACCGCAGAGCCCCACGCGGGCUCUACCCCGGCCUCUUCACCCCACGCCAGUGGUGGACUGGGAUGCUCGCCCUUUGCCCCCACCGCCUGCCUAUGAUGACGUGGCACAGGAUGAGGACGACUUUGAGGUCUGUUCCAUCACCAGCCCUCCGAGCCGGCGGGGCAAGACCAACUAUGGCUUCGUGGAUGAGGGUGAGCGGGGACCGGUGCUGGAGGACAACCUCUUCCUGCCCCCCAAGGAGACCAAACAGCCCAGCAUGACACAGACCACCGAGCUCUUUGAGGAGCUGCAGCAGGAGUGCAUGAAGAGGCUCAACGUCCCCUUGGGACCGGCUGCCCCUGCUGAUGACAAGCCCCAAAUCCCACCCCGUGUUCCAAUCCCACCCCGGCCCCUUCGCCGCAAUGAGCCCGGGCGCUGGUCAGGGGACCUUUCCCCAGCCUCAGGGGGUGAGGAAGACCGGCCACCCCAGAUUCCCCCCCGGGACCCGCUGUCGCAGCCCACCUCCCGGACACCCAGCCCCAUGGCUCUGCAGGUGGGCUCCCCACAGCAACGUGCUGCCCUCUGCUCCUGCCUUUCCACCUCACCAGGGAAGCCCAUGCCUACCACGCAGAGCUUUGCCCUCGACCCCAAGUACGCCACCCCCAAGGUCAUUCAGGCACAGGGCAAGGACUGCUCCAAGGGACCCUGCAUCCUGCCCAUUGUGAAGGAUGGGCAGAAGGUCAGCAGCACCCACUACUACCUGCUGCCUGAGCGCCCUGCCUACCUGGACAAGUAUGAGAAGUUUUUCAAGGAGGCUAAAAGCCCAGAGGAGGUACCAGCAUCCCGCCAGGUCACCACAGCCACUGUCCGUCCCAUGGUGCAGCAGCCACUGCCAGACUGCAAGGCCAACUUUUCCUCCAAUAACAGCAACCCUGGGCCGAAGUGUCUGGUGAAAGCCUCUUGCAGCCUCCAGAAGAUUGUCUAUGAUGGGCCAGAUGUUUGCCGUCCCGCUGAAAAGAUCCGGCUGGUGCAGGACAUGGUGCACGGUGUGACCACCGACGAGUGCCAGGCAGCCCUGCAGAACCACAGCUGGAAUGUCCAACGGGCCAUCCAGUACCUGAAGGUGGAGCAGCUCUUCUGCCUGGGGCUGAAGUCCCGCGGCGACUGCCAGCGGGUGCUGGAGAUGUUCGACUGGAACCUGGAGCAGGCCAGCUCCCACCUCCUUGAUCCCUACAGCACCGCCCGCCAGAAGUAAGGUGGUGACAGCGGGGAUGGGGUGAGUGGUGUCAGAUCCAGAGAAGGCACCUCACCACGGGGCCAGUGCCCCCGCCUCCACCCACUCAACCUGCUGCUGGACUCUGGACUGAGCCCCCGCUUUGGGGGUGGGGACACCCCAAAAGGGACCCUGCCCCAGACUUGCUGGGGUGCUUAUGCCCUGGUUUGGGCAAAUGGGCUCUGUCCCCUGGCCUCUUGUUGACUUGUUUUUGUAAAGAGAAAUGUAAUUUUAAUAUAUAUUAUGUAUAUAUAUAAAAGUAUUCUAUGGAGAGGA
Neopelma chrysocephalum (saffron-crested tyrant-manakin) is the source of this 5162-nucleotide messenger RNA. RefSeq names its product tyrosine kinase non receptor 2 (gene TNK2). The transcript is spliced from 16 exons. Gene Ontology annotation, molecular function: protein binding; protein tyrosine kinase activity; protein serine/threonine/tyrosine kinase activity. Bases 1668 to 4868 code for a protein of 1066 amino acids. Gene Ontology annotation, cellular component: extrinsic component of cytoplasmic side of plasma membrane. The record is from RefSeq and is a predicted model, not a curated record. Gene Ontology annotation, biological process: signal transduction; regulation of keratinocyte differentiation; negative regulation of epidermal growth factor receptor signaling pathway. NCBI's taxonomy places the organism in Eukaryota, Metazoa, Chordata, Aves, Passeriformes, Pipridae.